AGCAGAGGGGCGGUCUGCGGGGACAACAAUGGCGGGGUUCUGGGUCGGGACAGCACCGCUGGUCGCUGCCGGACGGCGUGGGCGGUGGCCGCCGCAGCAGCUGAUGCUGAGCGCGGCGCUGCGGACCCUGAAGCAUGUUCUGUACUAUUCAAGACAGUGCUUAAUGGUGUCCCGUAAUCUUGGUUCAGUGGGAUAUGAUCCUAAUGAAAAAACUUUUGAUAAAAUUCUUGUUGCUAAUAGAGGAGAAAUUGCAUGUCGGGUUAUUAGAACUUGCAAGAAGAUGGGCAUUAAGACAGUUGCCAUCCACAGUGAUGUUGAUGCUAGUUCUGUUCAUGUGAAAAUGGCGGAUGAGGCUGUCUGUGUUGGCCCAGCUCCCACCAGUAAAAGCUACCUCAACAUGGAUGCCAUCAUGGAAGCCAUUAAGAAAACCAGGGCCCAAGCUGUACAUCCAGGUUAUGGAUUCCUUUCAGAAAACAAAGAAUUUGCCAGAUGUUUGGCAGCAGAAGAUGUCGUUUUCAUUGGACCUGACACACAUGCUAUUCAAGCCAUGGGCGACAAGAUUGAAAGCAAAUUAUUAGCUAAGAAAGCAGAGGUUAAUACAAUCCCUGGCUUUGAUGGAGUAGUCAAGGAUGCAGAAGAAGCUGUCAGAAUUGCAAGGGAAAUUGGCUACCCUGUCAUGAUCAAGGCCUCAGCAGGUGGUGGUGGGAAAGGCAUGCGCAUUGCUUGGGAUGAUGAAGAGACCAGGGAUGGUUUUAGAUUGUCAUCUCAAGAAGCUGCUUCUAGUUUUGGCGAUGAUAGACUACUAAUAGAAAAAUUUAUUGAUAAUCCUCGUCAUAUAGAAAUCCAGGUUCUAGGUGAUAAACAUGGGAAUGCUUUAUGGCUUAAUGAAAGAGAGUGCUCAAUUCAGAGAAGAAAUCAGAAGGUGGUGGAGGAAGCACCAAGCAUUUUUUUGGAUGCGGAGACUCGAAGAGCGAUGGGAGAACAAGCUGUAGCUCUUGCCAGAGCAGUAAAAUAUUCCUCUGCUGGGACCGUGGAGUUCCUUGUGGACUCUAAGAAGAAUUUUUAUUUCUUGGAAAUGAAUACAAGACUCCAGGUUGAGCAUCCUGUCACAGAAUGCAUUACUGGCCUGGACCUAGUCCAGGAAAUGAUCCGUGUUGCUAAGGGCUACCCUCUCAGGCACAAACAAGCUGAUAUUCGCAUCAACGGCUGGGCAGUUGAAUGUCGGGUUUAUGCUGAGGACCCCUACAAGUCUUUUGGUUUACCAUCUAUUGGGAGAUUGUCUCAGUACCAAGAACCGUUACAUCUACCUGGUGUCCGAGUGGACAGUGGCAUCCAACCAGGAAGUGAUAUUAGCAUUUAUUAUGAUCCUAUGAUUUCAAAACUAAUCACAUAUGGCUCUGAUAGAACUGAGGCACUGAAGAGAAUGGCAGAUGCACUGGAUAACUAUGUUAUUCGAGGUGUUACACAUAAUAUUGCAUUACUUCGAGAGGUGAUAAUCAACUCACGCUUUGUAAAAGGAGACAUCAGCACUAAAUUUCUCUCCGAUGUGUAUCCUGAUGGCUUCAAAGGACACAUGCUAACCAAGAGUGAGAAGAACCAGUUAUUGGCAAUAGCAUCAUCAUUGUUUGUGGCAUUCCAGUUAAGAGCACAACAUUUUCAAGAAAAUUCAAGUUGUGCGGUCUAGUAUGGGAGGCACUAGCCAUGUAUGGCAAUUAAGAUUAAAGUGAAUGGAAGAAUCCUUUUCAAAGUUACCGGAAACGUGGCUACAUUUCAACUGUUCCAUAGCCACGCGUGGUUAGCAGCUCCUGCACUGGGCAACUCUAAGAGGCUUUCCACCACAGCAGGUGUGUUUCCAUCAAGUUCUGUUGGACAGCAUUUGUCUGGAGGGAUAUGUGUGUAGGAGAGAAUGUUGCUUUUGUUUUAAAACCUGAAUUUCAUAUUUUUUAUUCUUUUGAUAAAUGCAGUAUUCAGAUCCUAAUUCCUUUACCUUCAGAUGUUAUUUGGACCUUGAUUAUUUCAGAAGUUCUGAGUGUAGCUAAAUAUGACUGGUUUGAUUUUUAAGAAAUGUAUGCAAGUUAUUUUCAGAGAGUGCUGCCUUACUGUGUGGAAGAAUCUGAAAAGGGCUUAAAAAGAUGGAGAAUAAAAAUUACCUGUAAUCCCAUAAUUAUUCAAUAAUUACUUUUAAUGUUUUGGUAGAACCCUUCAAAGUAUAUAUAUAUAUAUAUAUAUAUAUGUAUUUAUGUGUGUGUAUAUAUAUGUAUUUUUAUAUACAUACAUGUAGCAUUUAUACUUUGCAUAAUUAGAGUCAUAAACCUGGGAAUAUGGUUUGAAUUACUUGUGCAAGAUAAACAGCAGUAUAUUGAACACCCAUGCACACAUUAUCUAGCUUCAAUGACUGUAAAAAAUCUAUCUUCCUUGUUUCAUUUUUACCUCUACCCACUCCACACUUUCCCCAUUUGUUAAUUUUUUAAGGUAAAAUAUACAAACACACAUAUACACUUCUUACCUGUACAGUUUUUGUUUUUGUUUUUUGAGACAGAGUCUUGCUCUGUCGCCCAGGCUGGAGUGCAGUGGUGCGAUCUCGGCUCACUGCAGCCUUCAUCUCCCGGGUUCAAGCGAUUCUCCUGCCUCAGCCUCCUGAGUAGUUGGGACUACAGGCAUACACUACCACAUCUGGCUAAUUUUUUUUUGUAUUUUCAGUAGAGAUGGGGUUUCACCAUGUUGGCCAGGCUGGUCUUGAACUCCUGACCUCAGGUGAUCCACCCACCUGGGCCUCCCAAAGUGCUGGGAUUAUAGGCAUGAGCCACCGCGCCCAGCCUUACCUGUACAGUUUUAACAAAGGGAUGCUUGUGUGUAACUCAGACGACUCUAUCUUUACAUCGUCUCUUCCAGUGCACUCCCUGCCUCCUUUUGCUUGUGGUGCUACCUGCGGUGUGAUUUCUUCAGAUUGCUUUUUUGGUAAACUUUUUUUUUUUCUUUUCUUUUUAGAGAGAUGAAGUCUUGCUUUUGUCGCCCAGGCUGAAGUGUAGUGGCACAGUCAUAACUCCCUGCAGCCUUGAAUUCCUGGGCUACAGCGACCCUCCUGCCUCAGUGUCCCUGGUAGCCAGGAUUACAGGAACAUACCACCACGCCUGGCUAAUUUCUGUAUUGUUUGUAAAGAUGGGGUUUCACCAUGUUGUCCAGGCUAGUCUCGAACUCCUGGGCUCAAGUGAUCCAGUCCACCAGCCUUGGCCUCCCAAAGUGCUGGAAUUAUAGACCUGAGCUGGGCGAAACCUUGUGUCUGCUAAGUACAAAAAUUAGCGGGGGCGUGGUGGCGGGUGCCUGUAAUCCCAGCUACUAGGGAGGCUGAGGCAGGAGAAUUGCUUCAACCCAGGAGGCGGAGGUUGCAGUGAGCCAAGAAUGCGCCACUGCACUCCAGCCUGGGUGAAAGAGUGUGACUCCGUCUCAAACAAACAAACAAAUAAGCUAAACAAUCUAAUAAAAAACGGGCAGUAGGUUUGACUUAGACUUUUUAUCAGAGAAGAUAAAUGAAUGGCACAUAAGUUCAUGAUAAGAUGCUCAGCAUCAUCGGUCAGUGGAGAAACAAAAUCACAAAUCUAUACCACUACACACCCACUAGAAUAAUAUGCAUCAAGUAAUGAGUGGGUAAAUAAAAAGUGGCAUAUCCAUACUAUGAGCUUAUUCAGCAGUAACAAAGAAUAAACAGCUACAUUCACUAAUGUGUGUAAAUCUCAGAAAUAACAUGUGAAGAGACAGAAACCAGAUAAAGAAGACUAUGUAAUGUAUGACUUCAUUUAUUUGAAAUUUCUAGGGAAGGCAAAAAGUAUAAAGAACAAAAGAAAGAUCAGUGGUUGUCUGGGUCUGGGUAUGGGAGCAAGAUUGACUGCACAUGAGUUUUAUUGUUCUAAAACUGGAUUGGGGUGAUGGGUGUACAACUGUAUGAAUGUAUUACAAUCUCACUUGAUCUUAGCCAAAAGGCCGAGAAGUGAUAUAAAUGUAUUACAAUCUCAUCAGACUAUACAAUUAAGAUGUAUAGAUGUUAUUGGCCAGGUGCAGUGGCUCAUGCCUGUAGUCCCACACUUUGGGAGGCCAAGGCGGACUGAUCACAUGAGGCCAGGAGUUCGCGACCAACCUGGCCAACAUGGCGAAACCCUGUCUGUACUAAAAAUACAAAAAUUAGCCAGGCUUGGUGGCGCAUGCCUGUAGUCCCAUCUACUCAGGAGGCUGAGGCACGAGAAUUGCUUGAGCCUGGGAGGCAUAGGUUGCAGUGAGCCGAGAUCACGCCACUGCACUCCAGCCCGGGUAACAGAGCGAGACCCUGUCUCAAAGUAAUAAAAAGUAAAAUGUAUAGAUGUUAUACAAGUAAAUUAUAUCUUAAUGCAACUUAAAAAACUGUAAAUGUGGUACCAACAAAGGGCU
Messenger RNA from Homo sapiens (human), 4419 nucleotides. RefSeq names its product propionyl-CoA carboxylase subunit alpha (gene PCCA). Gene Ontology annotation, cellular component: mitochondrial matrix. NCBI's taxonomy places the organism in Eukaryota, Metazoa, Chordata, Mammalia, Primates, Hominidae. The record is from RefSeq and is a predicted model, not a curated record. Bases 29 to 1684 code for a protein of 551 amino acids. The transcript is spliced from 19 exons. Gene Ontology annotation, molecular function: propionyl-CoA carboxylase activity; metal ion binding; ligase activity, forming carbon-carbon bonds.